Messenger RNA from Eubalaena glacialis (North Atlantic right whale), 250 nucleotides. Its product is annotated as NADH dehydrogenase [ubiquinone] 1 beta subcomplex subunit 1. The record is from RefSeq and is a predicted model, not a curated record. The coding region runs from base 4 to 177 and encodes 57 amino acids. NCBI's taxonomy places the organism in Eukaryota, Metazoa, Chordata, Mammalia, Artiodactyla, Balaenidae. The transcript has a single exon. Gene Ontology annotation, cellular component: mitochondrion.
ACGAUGAACUUACUUCAGAUUGUGCGUGACCACUGGGUACAUAUACUUGUCCCUGUGGGAUUUGUCGUUGGAUGUUACCUAGACAGAAAGAAUGAUGAAAAGCUAAUUGCCUUCCGGAACAAGAGUCUGUUAUAUAAAAGGGAAUUAAGACCCAGUGAAGAAGUCACCUGGAAGUAAAGGCUGCUGCUGAAUUACAGAAUGUUCACAGUUUUUAAAUUAUAAGAGAAAUAAAAACACAUUCAUUACUUAA